Lathyrus sativus (Indian pea) is the source of this 594-nucleotide messenger RNA. The record is from the annotation of a GenBank genome assembly. NCBI's taxonomy places the organism in Eukaryota, Viridiplantae, Streptophyta, Magnoliopsida, Fabales, Fabaceae.
AUGCUGUUUGGUGAGAUGAGCCUUACUCUGGAUGAUGUCUCUUGUCUGCUUCACUUGCCCAUCAGAGGAGUGUUCUGGCCCCCGCAACAUAUCACAAAAGCGACUGUUGUUGGACUUGUUGUUGAUUACUUAGGAGUGUCACAAUAUAGGGCGCAAGAACAUGUCCGUCAUUGCAGGGGUUCUUACUAUAAGCUGGAGUGCUUAUACGAUUUAUUCAAAAAGUAUAGAGCUGCUUCUAGAUGGGGAUAUGCGACCAGAGCGUAUUUGCUGAUGUUGGUGGGUUCCAAAAUUUUUGUUGACAAGACCUUUACGCUUGUCGAUGCCCGAUAUCUCCUACUAUUUACGGACUUGGACAGAUUAUCAGGAUACAGUUGGGGAGCUGCUGCGUUGGUUACCCUUUACAGUCAUCUUGGAGAUGCUUCUAUGUUUAGUUGCAAGCAGCUUGGUGGUUAUCAUAUUCUCCUACAUUGCUGGAUUUACGAGUAUUUUUCAACAAUUGAAAAAAGGGGAGAGAAUUGGAUACCAUCGCAAAAUUGUGGUCUCCCUCGAGCGAUGAGAUGGUCAUAUAGGCGUAAGUUGUUGUCAAUGUUGUAG